This is a messenger RNA of Fusarium fujikuroi IMI 58289, 1458 nucleotides long. RefSeq lists its product as uncharacterized. Bases 1 to 1458 code for a protein of 485 amino acids. The record is from RefSeq and is a predicted model, not a curated record. The transcript is spliced from 8 exons. Gene Ontology annotation, biological process: transmembrane transport. Gene Ontology annotation, molecular function: transmembrane transporter activity. Lineage: Eukaryota; Fungi; Ascomycota; Sordariomycetes; Hypocreales; Nectriaceae.
AUGGCGACUGCAGCCCCCAAGGACGACAUCAAAAUCAGUGGACACAAUGAUCUUGCUCCAACUACCAGUUAUAUCGAUGGCGAAGUCCUCGACGCAGGAAUUGACUACGGCUACUUCAAUGCUUCAAAGUUUACAAAGUUCUACAGGAGCGUUUUGUUCCAAAUGAUCCUCCUUGGACUUCUCUCCUGCGUUGGUCCAGCAAUGUCUGAUGCCAUUUCCAAUCUUGGAGGCGGCGGUCUCUCCACUCCGUACCUAGCAAACCUAGCGACCUCUCUCAAUUAUACGGCUGGAUGUCUACUCACUCUUUUCGGCGGCCCCUUGAUCAACAAGUUGGGUAUCAAAUGGUCCUGCAUCAUAGCAGCGGUUGGAAUGCCUCUUUCCGGUUCUGCGUACUACGUUUGCGCAAAGUACCGUGUUAAUUGGUAUCUCAUCUUUGCAAAGAUACUCACAGGAUUCACCUAUGGCUUUUUGUACGUUGCAGAGUCUACGGCCAUGUUGUCAUAUCCCCUAGCAAACGACAGAGGCUUCUAUCUAGGUGUAUGGUCGGCCAUGCGGAACUCGGGUAGCGUCAUUGGAGGCGCUAUCAACUUUUCUAAUAAUCACAGUGACUCCAAAGCAGGUGGCGUAGCGUGGUCCACCUACCUUGUCUUUAUUGCCUUUGAAUGCACUGGCCUGGUUUGGGCUUUCUUGCUCUCGCCAACUAGACGCGUCCGACGUCAUGAUGCCACCAAAGUUGCCAUGUCCGAGCGAGCCAGCUGGAAGCAAGAGUUUGCUGCCUUGUGGAAACAUUUACAACGCAAAAAGACCUGGCUCAUGACUUUACCUGCCUUUUACUCGUUCUUCUGUGGCGGAACGAUGGGCACCUAUUUGUCGUUGCACUUUUCAGUGCGAGCGAGAGCAUUGUCUUCUCUCCUCCUCCCGACCCUUUCCAUCGUGGAGGUGAUCCUCUAUGGAAAGCUUCUAGACAGGACUCGCUGGUCCCAGACCAAGCGAGCAUGGAUCUCCUUUGCCUGCUGGUUGAUUCCACAAGCAGCCUGCUUCAUCUGGAUUGGAAUCGAGUAUUCCAAGUUUGGCGGCAGCAAACUCGAAAACGCUCUGGACUAUGAAACAAAAUGGGUAGAGGCUUACCUCCCAUAUUUGAUAAUGCAAUCAACUAGCUACGUAUGCCAGCUAUCUCUAUACUGGAUCCUCGGAACUUUCUCCACCGAUGCCGGAUCUUCUGCCCGUUCGGGUGGUUUGCUCCGAGCCUUUGAGACGGCCGGACAGACGGUCUCCUACGCGAUCAACUCUCACAGCGGAUCCGACGCUAGAAUUCCCUUCUAUGUCCACGCGGCCAUCUUGUGCCUCACUAUUCCCUGCAUGGUGUUCCUCAUUCGGCUUGUACCAGAAGCCCCAGCUGCAACAGAUAUUGAUGUAGAGCCAGUAGUCGAUUCACCUGCUAACAAGCAGGUCGACUAA